Lathyrus sativus (Indian pea) is the source of this 1035-nucleotide messenger RNA. The record is from the annotation of a GenBank genome assembly. Lineage: Eukaryota; Viridiplantae; Streptophyta; Magnoliopsida; Fabales; Fabaceae.
AUGAGGAAUCCUUCAUCGUCGAAAGAUCAACCCAAAUCUGCAUCAACAAAUUCAAAUAAGAGCCAGAAGAAGAGGAAGAGUAACAAUGGUAGCAGCAGUACAACAACAACUAAUACAACUCCGUGUUGCAGUAAAUUAGGGUUGAAGAGAGGACCGUGGACAGCAGAAGAAGAUCAAGUAUUAUCAGAUUACAUUAAGAAAGAAGGUGAAGGUCGCUGGAGGACUCUCCCCAAACGAGCUGGCCUUCUCCGAUGCGGCAAAAGCUGCCGCCUCCGUUGGAUGAAUUAUCUUCGUCCGUCUGUCAAACGCGGCCAGAUCGCACCUGAUGAAGAAGAUCUCAUUCUCCGUCUUCACCGUCUACUUGGUAACAGGUGGUCGUUGAUCGCUGGAAGAAUUCCAGGAAGAACUGAUAAUGAGAUUAAGAAUUAUUGGAACACACAUCUCAGCAAGAAACUCAUUAAUCAAGGAAUUGAUCCUAGAACACACAAGCCUCUUGAUAAUAGUAAUAACCCCUCUUCUUCAUCUUCGAUAAUCCCUAAUGUUAAUCAUCAAACCACUGCUUUUACAUCUUCUGCUUCUCCGGAUCAUCAUCCUGUUAUUACUACUACGACGAACAAUGAAUCUGAUCAUCAUCCCUCACCUGAUGAUCAUCACUUAGCUCAACAUCAUAGUCAUAAUAAUCAUUAUCCCCAGCAACAACAGCAACAACAACAAGCUCAGGAGUUUAAUGGUGCUAAUUGUGAUAGCUUAAUUAGUAGUGAUGUUUCUGCAAUGGAUCAUCAUUUGCUUAACAACAACCAUAAGGAUUUCGACUUCGACGGCAGUAAUGUCUGCUGUGAUGAUGUGUUUACUUCAUUUCUCGAUUCAUUGAUCAACGAUGAUGCUUUUGCUACACACCGAUUAGAGAAUGAUCCUUUGAUCUUGUCUGCUGCACCGCCGACUUUGUGGGAAUCGCCACUCAUCAAUAUGUCUACUCAUUUUUCAACCAAAAACCGCGACGACUCACCCAAGACGGGACAGAUUCAUGAUGCAUAG